UCAGUUUUUCUUCAGUGGCUCCGCGCGUUUCGCAUUUUGUUGUGCGGGCUGCUACUCCGCAGCAGCAGGAAAACUAUCCAUACAUACAUACAUACAUAUACACACAACUGAAAAACUUGGCUUUUUAAUAAGAAAAAAUAAAUUCAAUUUUAUUGCUUUUUUCUCCCGCGCGCUUUUACAAAUAUACAAAAUCGUGCGUCUCUCUAUGUGUGUGUGUGUAUUAUUAACAUAAUGUGCAAAGCUAUUCAAAAUAAAAAAAAGAAAAAAUUAAUUUAAUCAAACCGACUCGACGACUAUGUGCUGCCUGUGAUUCUAUUUCGUUUUAAUUGACAAACAUAAAAGCAUUUGACGGAAGCAAAAAGAAGAUAACAGCAAGAAGAAGAGCAGAAAUACCAACUUAAAAAGCUUUACAACAAAAACAAUCAACGACUUUAUUUAAGCUGUCGCCUUCUACUCUGAAUUUUCCCACAAGAGCUGCAAAAAGAAAAACGCGCCAGGCAGAGAGCACAACUCCCUAAAGCGGCGGCGGCCACCACGUCAAACGACGACGGUCGGCAAAAGCAAGCUUUUCCUCCAUCCCUUCGCCGCGCCCCUUCCCCUUCAACACUAACAAUAACAAAACCUGGUUCCCAAAAAUGGAUGACGAUCAACAGUUUUGUUUGAGGUGGAACAACCAUCAGAGCACAUUAAUAAGCGUCUUUGAUACGUUGCUGGAAAAUGAGACACUAGUCGAUUGUACGCUAGCCGCCGAGGGCAAAUUUCUCAAGGCCCACAAGGUGGUGCUGUCAGCAUGCAGUCCCUACUUUGCUACACUGUUGCAAGAACAGUACGACAAGCAUCCCAUAUUCAUACUCAAGGAUGUCAAGUACCAAGAGCUGCGCGCCAUGAUGGACUACAUGUAUCGCGGCGAGGUGAACAUCUCGCAGGAUCAGCUGACAGCGCUGCUCAAGGCUGCCGAAUCGCUGCAGAUCAAGGGUUUAUCCGACAAUCGCAGUGGCGGCGGUCCAGCAGCUGCUGCAGCCCAACAACAACAGCAGCAACAACAGCAGCAGCAAUCUAAACCGGAUACACAUCAUCGCGUCAAACUGAGCGGCCAAUACACGCUGGAGCAGACGAAGCGUUCACGCAUUACACCUGGUGGCGCUGGCAUCGAUGCCGGUGAUGUUUCCGGCUCGCGUGAAGGCUCCUCCAGUCCGUCGCGUCGUCGUCGAAAAGUGCGACGCCGCAGCAUGGAAAAUGACUUGCACGACAACUCCAAUUCGUCAGUGUUGCAAGCCGUCGCCGCCGCCGCCUCCAAUCAGUCAAUCCUCCAACAGACAAGCGCUGGCCUCGCCGCCUCCGCCCUGGUCAGCACUCAAUUGGCCAGCGGCAGUGGUUCAGCAGCAGCGGCUGCGUCUGCAGGCGGCAAUGCAACCUGUGCCGGCAGCAGCAGCAGCAGCGGACUCAGCGGAAAUCAAGUAUCGUCGAACCAGCCAUUGACCAGCAGCAGCAGCAGCAGUAACGUUACCAAAAAGACUGAAAGCGCUAAACUAACAUCAACAGCUGCACAACAGGGCGCCCAACAACAACAGCAGCAGCAACAACAAACCACAAGCGAUGCCAUUAACACCGACAAUGUACAACAACAGCAACAACAACAACAGCAGCAGCAACAGGAUCAAGGCGCCCAAGGCGAGUCUGCUGAGGAAAUGGAUGUGGUGGCAAGUGGUGCAGGUGGUGGUGCAGCUGGUGGCGGUGCAAUUGCCGUUCACACUGGUGUCGUUAAGCAAUUGGCAUCGCUCGAAAAGUCGAAUCAUAAACACAAGAUCAAAGAUAAUAGCAUAACGUCAAGUGAAAUGGUUAUUGAGCCCAAGGCCGAAUACGAUGACGAUGCGCACGAUGAGAAUGUUGAGGAUUUGACAUUGGAUGACGAGGAAAUGACAAUGGAGGAGCUGGACCAAGCGGCCGGCACCAGUCAGGGUGGCGAAGGAUCUAGUCAAGCAUAUGCAACAUGGCAACACGACAGAUCUCAGGAUGAACUUGGACUAAUGGCCGCACAGGAUGCACAGCAACGGGAUCCACAAGAUGAUAAUGGCCAGCUGGACUCGGGCGAAUCUCGUAUACGUGUGCGCAAUUGGCUCAUGUUGGCGGAUCAGUCGAUCAUAGACAAAACUAGUGAUGAGUCUACAGAUAAACUAACUCCGAGCAAAAAGCCAAUCACAAACGCUGCUAAAAACACUAACAAUGCCUGUGCGGCGAAGGCGCCAACGACGCCGACAGCGAUCAGCACAACGCCGCCAGCGACGAGAACGCUCAACAACAGCCACAACAACAGCAACAGCAACUCUAACAGCAACAACAACAGCAAUGCCGUUGCCGAGAAGACAAACAGUGGCGGCAGUUGUUUGCCUGUGCUGGAUCCAAAGACUCAAACGGUGACACGAAUUGGCAGCAUUGGACGCACCACGAUUGCGUGCAUCACACCGGCGAGUCUGAAGAAUAGUGCAACCAAUUGUAAUGUGGAUGCCGCAUCGGCUGCCGUGCUGGCCGCUGCUGGUGUCGAGCUCGAUAGCAUUGAUGAUGGAAUGACCGAGAUGAUUGUGAAGAUUGAGAGUCCAGAUAAUGUGUCGCUCAACGGCGAUGAGGCUGUGUGCAAUGAGGCCAUCGAUGAUGAGAACACUUUCGACUAUGAUCUGAAAUUGGCCAGUCCCCUGUCGUGGACCUAUGAUGCUGUCAAAAUUGAGAAUGAGGAGUUCGAGGAUAGCUAUUUGAUGGACAAUGAUGAUGAUGAUGAUGAUCUGCUGACAACGGCGGCCGCUACACAGAAACAUGCCAAGCAAUCGAAUGAGAAGCAAAGAACCAGCAACAACAGUAGCAGCAACAAUAAUAACAACAACAACAACAAUGCCAACAGCUCGAGUGGCAAGAAGAUUGUAUUGAACACGCAACAGCAGCAGAAGCAGCAAUUGUUGCUGGAGCAGCAGCAACAUCUGCAGCAUUUGCAAUUGCAACCCACAAGCCAAUCACUUCAAAUCAAGCUGCCGGCAAUACCGGCAACAAUAACAACAAUCACAGCACCACAACAAAAACAACCGGUGGCAAGCACUAGCGGUGGUGCGGCGAAUGUAACCACCGCAAAUUCAACGCUGCUCUCGAGCAAAUUGGGCCUCAAUAUGGACGCACAGAAUCUGAAUUUGCACUGGUCGCACACGGAUGACAAUCGUUAUCGCAUCCUGGUGCAGAACAAGCGCAUGCGCAAGGAGUCGCUGGAGCAUUCGGCGGACAUGAUCUACAAUGCGGACAUUGAGAAGCCGUGGGUGUGCCGCAACUGCAAUCGCACCUACAAAUGGAAGAACAGCCUCAAGUGUCAUCUGAAGAACGAGUGCGGUUUGCCACCACGCUAUUUCUGCAGCAAGAUGUGCGGCUAUGCCACGAAUGUGCAUAGCAACUUGAAGCGUCAUCUCAAUACCAAGUGUCGCGACCGUGAGAAGGAGGAGGAGGAGGGCGAGAAGGAGAAGGAGAAAGAGAAAGAAAAAGAGAAGGAGAAAGAGAAGGAGCGCAAAUUGGCGCCGGCGCCAGCGCCAGCGAAUGCAACAAGUGUCGUCAACAGCAGCAGCAGCAGCAGCAGCAUAAGCAACAACAACGGCAAUAACAACAGCAACAACAGCAGCACAUACACACUGAUCUUUCAACAUGAAUAAAGAGUCGACGAGAGCGUCACAUGUAUUUUAAUGUUGUACAAAGAAACUGGCAACAACACAACUGGUGCGCAAGCACUAAAAACCAGCUGUAGAAUUUGUCUUAGCACAGAUUGUUUAUUUAUUUAUUUUUUUUUUUAAGUUUCUCUGUUAUUUCUAUUUUUUUUGUAAAAGCGCGUGUGCAAUUUUUAUUGCUGCAAAUCUAACAAAAAAAAACCAAAUUAAACCUAAAUCGCAGCACUGAAUUUGUCAUAAGUUUCUAACUAUUUUAUAUGCCCAUUUCUUUGGAAUAAACUGUGUUUUUGCAUGCCCCGCUUGCCGUGCCGUCAAGUUAGUAGAAAAAAAAAAACCAUAAAAGGCGAUGAGGAAACCGAAAUAUGACAAACUUAGUUUUAGUUGGCAAUAUGAAACGCAAAGAUUUUUUGUAUUGUAUUAGCGAAUUCUCAAAAAAAAAAG
Messenger RNA from Drosophila grimshawi, 4133 nucleotides. RefSeq names its product longitudinals lacking protein, isoforms F/I/K/T. The transcript is spliced from 7 exons. Gene Ontology annotation, cellular component: nucleus. The coding region runs from base 636 to 3680 and encodes 1014 amino acids. NCBI's taxonomy places the organism in Eukaryota, Metazoa, Arthropoda, Insecta, Diptera, Drosophilidae. Gene Ontology annotation, biological process: regulation of transcription by RNA polymerase II. The record is from RefSeq and is a predicted model, not a curated record. Gene Ontology annotation, molecular function: protein binding.